AUGGAACAAAUUAUCGUUCCCGGAUCUGAACAAGGGGCAUUGCCGGAACCAACACCAACGUUGCAACAUUUUGAAGCACCAGAAACUCCGCAGCAGAAAGCAUUGUUAAAUUUGGUGUUCAGGUCGAUGAAACGAACACAUGAUCUUUUUUAUCAUGACUAUGGAACUUUACCUGAACUAAAUUCAGAAGCUGAUGACUUAUGGCGAGCCGUAAAGUUAAAAUCUGAAUAUGGAAGUGUUAUGAAAGAAGUGAGCGAAGCAAAGAGGAAGAAAGAGGAAGAACUACUGAAAUUACCGAUAAAUCCAGCAAAUGUCAUAGGUAGUUCUGGUGAGAGCUCCUCAAGAACACUUGCUAUUGCUGCUGGUACAACAGAAGCCAUAAACGAAAAAGACAAUACCGAUUUGACAGCGUCCAAUCGCUCAGAAGAUAGUACUAUGCGUGCUAUGUUGCCUGCUCGAGCUCCUAUUAUGAUUAAACCUAAGUGGCACGCACCAUGGAAAUUAUACAGAGUAAUUUCGGGGCAUACAGGUUGGGUAAGGUGUGUGGAUGUCGAACCUGGUAAUGAAUGGUUUGCAACAGGUGGUGCUGAUCGAAUAGUAAAGAUUUGGGAUCUCGCAAGCGGAAAAUUGCGGCUAUCAUUAACAGGACAUGUAAGCGCCGUCAGGUGCUGUAAAGUUUCACAUAGACAUCCUUUCCUUUUCACAGGUGGUGAAGAUAAGCAGGUAAAAUGUUGGGAUCUCGAGUAUAACAAAGUCAUUCGUCAUUAUCAUGGACAUUUAAGUGCUGUUCAGGAUCUUACAAUUCAUCCGACAAUUGAUAUUUUAAUCACGUGCGCUCGGGAUGCUACUGCACGAGUUUGGGAUAUGCGAACCAAAGCCCAGGUUCACUGUUUGAGUGGACACACAAACACGGUUGCAGCAGUUAUUUCACAGGAAGUUGAUCCUCAAGUUAUCACAGGUAGUCAUGAUUCCACAAUACGACUUUGGGAUCUUGCUGCUGGACGAAGUAUUUGCACUCUAACGCAUCACAAGAAGAGUAUUCGAGCUUUAACACUGCAUCCUUCGCUCUUCAUGUUUGCAUCUGGGAGUGCUGAUAAUAUCAAAGAAUGGAAGUGUCCAGAAGGAAUAUUUAUCCAAAAUUUGUCAGGCCAUAAUGCAAUCAUUAAUUCACUUGCGUGUAAUGAGGAUGGUGUACUUGUUUCUGGAGGUGAUAAUGGUUCCUUGAAUUUUUGGGAUUGGAAGAGUGGUUUUUGUUUCCAGCGUGAACAAACGAAAGCUCAACCAGGUUCAAUCGAUUCAGAAGCUGGAAUAUUUGCUCUCACAUACGACCAGUCAGGUUCCCGAUUAAUUACUGCAGAAGCUGAUAAAACAAUCAAAAUGUACAAAGAAGAUGAGAAUGCGGGUGAUCGAUUAUGGACUUUUGCGCUAGUAUUAAUAUUAGAAUAUAUUGGUGGUAUUCGAUUGGUAUGUUUUAGUCAGUUACUCGAAGAAAUGAUUAUUAUGGCAUUUGGUUCGAUAAUUGGAAAUUGGAUGGAUCAUCACACUAGAAAACGUGGUAUAAUGACAGUAUUGGUUAUAAAUAAUGCUAAUGUAGCAAUAUCAGCAGCACUGCUUGCCGUAUGUAUUACAAUUAGCGACAUGAAUGAUAAUCGUGAUUCGCAUUCUUUAUUAUGGCAUAUUCUUUAUGUCAUUUGUAUUAUUUUUUCAAUGAUUACCUGUUCGCUUGGUUGUUUAGCAAGUGAAAUGGAAAAGAUGGCAUUUACUAAAGAUUGGAUUAUUGUAAUAACUAAAAAAGAUGAAUCAUCAUUAUCUGCUGCAAAUGCAUGGAUGAAAGCGAUCGAUUUGUCAUCAUCGGUAAUUUCACCCUUUACAGCUGGUUAUAUUAUCAAUUCGAUCAGUUAUCGCUUUGCAUGUAUGAUAUUUGUAAUAUGGAAUUUGAUAUCAGUAUUUAUGGAGGCAUAUAUUAUUAUCAAAGUAUACAAUACUGUACCAGAGCUUGCUACACGCGAAUUAUCAUUCUCACCUGAUGAACAAACAAAAGUUGAAUGUUGUGAGAAAUGUCCUUAUUUCAUACGACGUACAAUUGGCAAAUGGCUUACAUUAUUUUACAUUUACUAUCAGCAAAAUGUUUUUCCAGCAGCAUUUGGUCUAACUUUAUUGUACAUGACUGUACUUGGCUUUGAUGGAAUAGCUAUCGGUUAUGCGAAAUCACAAGGUUUAUCAGCGUUAUGGUUAGGCAUAUUGAGAAGUUUUGGUGCUGCUUUUGGUAUUAUUGGUGCAUAUUUGUAUUCUCUUAUCGAAACACAUUCUUCGGCAAGGAAAUCCGGAUUCAUUGGCUUGACUGCACAACAUCUGGCUCUAUAUAUUUGUAUUGUAUCUAUUUGGCUACCUGGUUCACCAUUUGAUCCAAUAACAUAUUUUAGAGAAAUUACUUUUGCUACUUGGUGGCAACAAUUACAAGAUAGUUUCACAUUUGUCGCUAAUAAGAAUCAAAGUGAAACGGGAUCAACUGAUAUUGAUUGGUCAACAUGGACAUCAAAUGGACAUUCUAUCAUUAGUACUUUCACACUGCUAAUGGGUAUAGCGGUAGCAAGAUUAGGCUUAUAUAUGGCAGAUUUAUCAAUUUCACAAAUUAUGCAAGAAACAGUACCAGAAAGAGAACGAAAUACCGUUUUCGGUGUACAAGAUUCGAUAGCACAAUUCUUUAGUGUAUUCAAAGUUGCUGAUAAUAAAAAAGAAAAAACCAAACUAAGUAACACUGACACACAAGACAAUCAUAUUAAAAAAUCUGGAUCUACAUCGAUGAAUGAGAUUACCAAAGAAAAUGUUUCUCGUUUCUUGGAUAUGACACCAGCAUCCGGCAGAGAUAGGAAAAAUUCCCCGACUAGUUUACGACCAACAAAUUGA
Acanthocheilonema viteae is the source of this 2907-nucleotide messenger RNA. NCBI's taxonomy places the organism in Eukaryota, Metazoa, Nematoda, Chromadorea, Rhabditida, Onchocercidae. The record is from the annotation of a GenBank genome assembly.